CUCUCAGGCUUGCGCCGAGUCUCCCCCUCCAUAUGAACCACAGGUGUACCUCACUAGUUUUCUAAAAGCAAGUGUCCUUCUCUCCUUCCCUAACUGAAACUCCAACUCCCCCUCCCUCCUUCCCCCGACUACAAGUGUUCCCUCGCUUGCAAGAACGGAGAGGUGGCCGGUGCUUUCCCAGUCAGGAACAUAAAGCCCACCGGUACCUCUUCGUCCGAAAACCCUCUUCAAACCUAUACACGCUUCACAUCGCCCCGACUGAGAACAGAAUGACUGAGCUUCAUGUUGCUUUACAGGGACUCCCGCAAAGAGCGGGCGACGGAGCUGCUCAACAGCUUUACCAACCGCGAGUUCUGGGCCGCCUUUUCCAACCAGCCCAAACGGAUGGCCAAGGCGGCGAAGGAGGGCGAGGUGGGAGUGAUGCCGGCUCCCCGCGACGUGAAGAUAUGGUUUGUCUUCCUUUUUUCCCGUUGUUUUCUCUUUUCUAUCUUUCGUUUGUUUUUCCCCUUCUAUUUUUUCGAGUUUUCUCAGCCUGAUGUUGCUCGGCUCUUGGUUUGAUUUCGGAUUUGGAAAUCUCCCGGUCCAUUACUUGCAUUACAGCGUUCACACACGAGGUGGCAGUCCUGUCGGGUAGCGGCGAAUUGCGUCUG
Molecule: messenger RNA, 650 nt
Organism: Canariomyces notabilis
Lineage: Eukaryota; Fungi; Ascomycota; Sordariomycetes; Sordariales; Chaetomiaceae
Exons: 1
Coding region: 283-558 (91 amino acids)
Source: RefSeq, a predicted model, not a curated record